Messenger RNA from Ilex paraguariensis (yerba mate), 1161 nucleotides. Lineage: Eukaryota; Viridiplantae; Streptophyta; Magnoliopsida; Aquifoliales; Aquifoliaceae. The record is from the annotation of a GenBank genome assembly.
GUUCGGCUCGACCUUUCUGGAAUCUACUAGACUUUUCUCAACUCUCGAGCAUCUCUACAAAGUACUACUGCUAAUUCCUUCCUCCGAGUCUCCUCCACCUUUUCCCUUCUUGCUCUCCUGAGCUUCUCUCUGCUACUCCCUCUCUCUCUCUCUGCAGAAACCCCACAUACAAACACGUAUUUUCUAACCAAAAAAGGGCCAAAAUAAACAGCGCAAGCACAAUUCAAUCGAAAAUAAUGUUUGGAGUAGUGUUCCCCAAUCGUAGUUUCCCAAUGGACAUCUCCACCUUCACCCAAAUCGACACCUUCCAUUGGGUCCUCGACAUGAACACCUUCGUCGGGGAGGCGUACGAUUCAAUCCGCGAAGUCUGCAUCUUCCUCCUCAACAACUUCACUCUACCGCCAGACAAAGCCCUAGCGGUCUACAUCCAAGCCCCAGGCUCGCCUUUCCUCUUCUGCGGCGCCGUAACGCUCUCUCGCCCCUCCGCUGUCCUCUCUCUCCCGUGGCCGGACCCCGGCGGCCAAAUGCAACUUACCGCCGACGCUGCCCCGCUCUCCGCCAAAAUCGGUGUCUCCGUCGAGGACCUGGCGUCGCUGCCCUCCUUGGACGUCACGGCGGAGAAGAAAAUUGAGAGAUUGGCAUUGAAGGUUGGGGAGAAUUUGUUUAAUUUCAUGCAGUCGUUUUGUGGAGUGGAUGGGAGUAAGUUGGUUGUGCCAAUGGAUAUAUUGGAUAGGUGGUUUAAGAAGUUUCAGGAACGGGCCAAGCGUGAUCCUGAGUAUUUGAAGGGUUUCGCAUUGUAGCUUUCAAGAGGUAGAUAUAUAUGAUUAUGUGUAUUGACUAAAAUUGUGAUGAAAAGUUUUUGAAUUUAGUUGAUUUUGUUUGCUUAAUUAUGUGUUUCAGUGAGAAAAAUUAAACUUUUUUCUUUCACUCUAAUUUUGAUACAAUUUAAUUUUGUUGUUACUUGCAAUUUGUGUUUGCUGUGGGGUUUACUCUGGAAAUGAGAUGUAUAUUGACAUUUGGAGGAUGUGUUACCCUAUGUAUCUGGGCAAUUGCUGAAAUUUUAUCUUUGCUGACUUUUAAUUCUAAUGGAGAGGGUAGGUAAAGAAUUUGUGGCGUUGUUACCAAACGAUUCAUUUAAUGUCUACUUUUCUCAAUGCUCAC